UCGAGGAGUGUAGACGUGUUUCUCGUUAUACCUCAGCUCAGUCGAGAGUUCUCGUGUUGCUUUUUUUUACUUUCUUACCUUGCGCCCAGCACGCGUGUGAUAGUCGUGCCAAAGAGAAAGAGAGAGCGGACAGUCGAGAGACGACGCAACGUGAUUUGUUUCUACGGCUUUGUCGACCGUCUGCGUGACAACCAACAACGACAACAAUAGCAAUACAUACAUACGCACGUUUAUACGACCGAAACGGGAGGAAACGCGGCAAACGAGAUCCAUCCCGCUGGUUUUUCAUCCGAUCGCGGUUCAAGUUACGUUUUGUGCGGCUCCGCGCGAGUGGCAAUCGGAGUCGGACUCUUCCCGAGUGCAUCAGUGUGUCGUGCUGCUGCGUACCGCGAGGACAUUGAACUCUCUGUGUCGUAUCCUGCGGGACGUACUCGAACUGUCAUCCCCCGGUGCUCCCGUUCGAAGGACUGUCGAGACAAUCCGACGAUACGCAAUCUCAAUCGUAAAAAAUUGUAUACAAAUUACGGGAACAGUCUGCGUCAGUAAGACUGACACGUGAGUAGAGUUUGAAAAAAAAAGACAAACGGAACGGAAAAAACAACGAUACUUCGUCUGUUACUCGAUCUCCGUGACUUUACCAUAGAAUCGUUGAUCGAGCUCGACAAAUUCAGCCUGCAUACAGCACCUAUGGAAAGUGAUCCAUACGAGGAUCCACCUUACAGGCGCUGCAGACGACGCGAUUGAGAGAGACGCGGACAGAGAGAGCUGAGACAGACGGAGUUUGAGAGGCGGUUGUCGUGACGGGAUCAUCCGCGUCCCAGUUUUCCUCCCGGUUGAAAUUACCGCGGUGUAUCGCGGGCCACGUGCGUUUUAUACGGACAAUCCGUGGCGGCCGAUAGAGCUAGUCGGGUAGUCUCGGCGACGGAACAUUGGAGCGUGCGCUGUGCGAAAGUCACGUGUGUGCCGCCGAAAUACGAAAAUACGUCACGCGGUCCCCCGGACCAGAUACCCGUGCGGCAGCGCGCGCGCGAGAGAUCCUUGACUCUUUGUUUUCCUUCUUCCGUUGCACGAUCCAUUCGCCCCUUCUCCGAAGGGAGGAGAGAGUCGCCGAGAAAGAAGGUGAUACCCCGAAAGGUCGUUGUUUCCGUUUUGUGCGUGUUCGCCGAGCGAGGGGUCGGUCGGAGAAAAGAAAUAUAACAAGUAAAAGUGGUUAGUGCGUUGAUCCACGGACAUAUAUUGGUUCGAUUGCAGUGGCCUUCCGCUUGAAAUAAGAAAACAAACGAGAGAACAACGAAAAGAGCACGAGAAGCAAGGAGGAGGACAAGCGCACGUUCAGAGUGAAGGACCAGAGCAGCGCACCUGCCGUCACCGAGAAAUGGCGAUCCCGUUCUCUUUGCCGUCCGACGACGACGCGGAGGCCCAGGGACAGCAGCUGGAGCAAUUGAUGCUCGAUCUGUACGCCGCCCUGCAACAGGUCCUCCGGAGCAGGACCGCCCAGCAUCCGUCGCGAAAUCAUCGAUUGCCUCGACGAGCAGGCGACGGUUUCGGAUCCCGAGAACACCCGGUGGUCCUGGUCGACUCGGACCUGUCCCGUCUCCCGCUGCCGGACCUGGUGUUGUCUGCGGUGGAGCAGGUCGAGCAGCUUCCGGCCGCGACGCCCCAGGUGACCGUGUCCGCGCCGAGCAGCCCGACGAGGGACGCCGCUUUCCAGUUUCCGGAGUGCAGCAGCGAUGAAGCACCCGUACCAAGCCCGAGGCCGCGGCCACGGAGACGCAGGCUCGCCUCGGAGGGCGGCGCUGUGAAGAAGGGGCCCGUCGGCGAGUCGGCCUGCAACAACUGCUGCGGUCACUUCGGCCAGGCCUUCAACGAGAGCCAGUGGGCGAGCGUGGGUGCCAACCUCAGGAACAUCGCCGACGACUUCCACGCGUCCAAGACCAAGGCCGCCGAGAUCGAGAAGUCAAGACUGCCGGCGUUGAGCCCGGGUUUUGCAGGCGCGAACAACACCAACGGUUCUACAGACAGCAUCCUCUCGCUGCUGAUUCCGGCGCCGUUGCGCGAGACCCUGUGGACGACGGUGGCCCUCUACCUCGGAUGGAGGCUGGUCUCCCGCCUCCGAUAGAUGUUACGGUCUCGUCCUGUCGUCGUCACCGGCGACGAAGGCGAAACUAGAACUCGAAGAAUGAUCAUCGACGCUUGGAACGGCACCAGGUACAGCCGUGACGACGCGUCGUCAUCCGGUGAACCGGCAACUGGUCCUUCUAGCCCGUCGGGGAUUCCUCUUCAGGGUUACGACGCUUCUGGAAGUUCUUCCAAGAUCGAUGCCACGACUAGGAGAAUUGCAGAGAAACCGGCCGUCCGUAGAGCACGCAGCGGACCAGUUUCGAUGGUCAGUCGACCGAUGGAGGGCCGAAAGUACUCGGCCCUGCUGGACGGUCCCCAAGGGACUUCCCACCGCCAACGAUCAACACAAUCUGCAUUACGCAUUUUCUAUGUAUAUGUGUAUUUGACGCCUCGCGAUUGAGAAUGCACUUGACACCGAUUUCAUUGACCCGUCGUUUGGGACUCUUCGUUCCAGUGUCUCAUUGACGCGAAGAGCGAAGGAUCCAUCAAUGGCGACGGGAUCAACGAGAAAGGUUCGGACAGAGGCGUAAAUGUUAUUGAAGACGGGGAUGGGAACUCGACCGCUCGGCUCGUCGAACGGAACUAGAGGCGUCUUGAUUGCCAAUUACCAUUUUUGAUGUUUCCUGUUUAGUACUUUGACGGUGAAAAAGAAGAGUUAAAAGCGAUGAUGACCGUACGUCCACGUAGAUCUGGCUCCACCGACGAUCGAGGGCGUCGCGCGAUCCCCGUCGAAGCUUUCCGAUAGAUCUCAGUCUCGUCUAGAUUUCGCUACUCGAGCAUCCCAGCCGUGAGACGUGACGAUCGGCGCGACGAGGCGUUUGUGCGGAGAGCGUAUCCAGGUGCACUCUCGCUCGUCGCGGCGGAUACCGAUCGGAACAGGCUGUUUCCGUACUGUUCGAGUCGUGUGCCGAUCGUUCGCCUUCCAAUUUCGCGUCACGGAGAAGGUAAGAAGGGGACGAUAGUCGUUACCUCCCGGCGGAACGGGACCGCCGAGGUCCGCGAACGGCGAGCGGAUCGUGACACGGGUCUAGGUGAGGGUAACGGGGAGCUAAGGACGAGAUCCAAAGAGGACUUAACCCAAUAAUCAAAUGAUGAUCUCAUUAUGGAUAUAAAAUAAAGAGAAUUAAAUAAAGUAGUGUGAUUACGGGAACGGGACAGGUAGGCUGGUUCAUCGUUUCUGUGUCGCUUCUGUUUCUAUUUUCCGCCUAGCUAUCUACUCUCUCUUUCAGUCUGUUCCUUUCCGUCUGUUGCGUCUGCCGCUCUGUUAACACCUGUCUGUCCCGUUCCCGUCGGUAGGAAGUAUAUUGACGUGCUUGUAGAUAACGCGGUUACCUAGCCGAUACAGGCAGGACAGAACUCUAUCUGGGAUAUAAUGACACCGUCGCCAUGUCGUCUCGCGUACGGUCAACGAUCGCCGGGCGAUGGCCGGGAACAGAGGAAAACGACGCUAGAGGAACAUUAGCGAAAUUUGACACGACCGCGUCGUCGAAAUUGUUUCGCCGUUAAUUCUGUGUGUGUGUGCGCGUGUAAUUUUUUGUUUCUCCUUUCUUUCAACGUAUAGAAAAACGAAAAGCGCGUCGAAAACGAUUUUCGGAUUGACCCGUCCAUUGACUCGACGACGAUCGAGAUUAACGCCGAACCCCCGUGGCGACGGUCGAAUCGUCUGUACAUAGAAAGUAUCUCUGGAGGGGGAAGUCUCUCAAGUGUAUUCCAAAAAGCUAAAAUGACGAAAAAAGAGAACACGACACAACUAUUAAAAAAAAGGAAAACGCGAUACUGAGCAAGUAGGGAAAAAACGGGCGAGGACACGUAACGUGAGAGGGGAGAAACGUAUUUGUAUUUGUAUAGAGGAUUUAAACUAAAAUAAUAAAAUUCAGUAAUAAGUCGACGUUUAUAAUUAAAGUAGAUAAUCGAUAGGUCGAGGAUCGCAGCAUCUUAAUUGGCUAGCUGCGACUCCCGUGGACAGUUUUCGAAUGAUCUCCGGUAGCUUAGCUCUUAGUGGCGCCCUCGUCCGCGAUGGACGCCUUUCAUGACACGCCGGAACUGGGCUUUCUUGCAAACCCCUUUCUCCCGCGUGUCGCUCUCUCUCUAACUCUGUCCUUUAUUUCUUCCUACCCCCGCAUUCCUCCUUCAACUCCUUUUUCUUCGGUUUAAUCAUUUUCCCUCGCGACACCGUUUCUUUCGCGUCCUUGUGCGAUCUUCGCAUUCGAAAUAUCUCUGGUUUCUUUCUUCUCCUACUAUCAUUGCUGUUGUUUUUAUCGACAUUUUACUUCGUUUCGUCAUCGUCAUCUUGAUCUUUUCUGGUUUCUUUACUCCCUUCUUCUUUUUUUUCGUUUGUUUGUUACUCGUCGAUCUUUGAGAAUCUAUAAUUGAACAGUUUUGAUCUCGCGCGUCCGCAUAUUCUAGGUGUGAUCGUUUGUGUUCGCGACCCGGCGCGAGACGAUCCACGCGACCGAGGAGUUUCGACUUCGUUCGUGAGCGUUUAAAGAGGGAUCUUUUACAAUAAAGGAUAGUUAGUCUCCCUGUCGAGACACAGCCGGUGGGCUCGACGGGAUGAAACCAAAAUCAUCAUAAGGCUGUCGAUACGAUAGUAUAUUCCUGUGGACCGUUCUAUCUGUCUCUCUAAUCUGUCUCUGUCCUCCCGAGUAAAGACUUCUCUGUGUGUUUUUUUUAAUUAUUAAUAACUUUUUUUUGUACUGCGAUCGCUAUUAUUAUUAUUAUUAUUUUUUUUACUACUUUUUUUGUUUGUUUGCCUCUUUCUCUUCCAUCUUAAGGUAACGGAUAAGGUUUUUCGUGACGUACUCCGUCGAAGUAUUCCAGUGUGUAGAAAGUAUAGUAUUUAUUUAUAGGUAACAGGCCGCGUAUUUGUCUGUCGUCUAGCGAGAGAGUUGUCUCUUUUUCACGCGAAGUAUGAAUACUGCCAUUUGUCUUUAAACUAAAAAGGAAAAAAACGCGCGAGGUGUGUGCGUGCGUGUUGCAGGCGAAGCCAUCGGCCCUGUUUGAGUGUUUCCUUCGUGGAGGCAUGCCCAACUCUUUUUCGAAAGUCAAUAAUUAUUAGGUAGUCCUCGGAGCGAGGGACAAUCCCUUAGGAACGAGUGUUAGAUCCGACAGCUUUCGACGAACAGGAGAGAGGAACAAGAAAUUUUGUAGAAUUUCGAUGUUAACGGAGGAAAAACGAAUGGAAAAAAUGUUUACGAAUCGUUUCAUCGACGCGAACCUGAACCGUUUAACCGAUGAACAGCAACUAGAGUCUUUGAUGUUCUUGUCGUGAAUAGUAAGUUAAAUAUAUUAGGGUAUUUUUUAUCGAAACACUUCAGAAAUCGCCGUAUUUCUGGGGAGCACAAGUUCUGCGAUGAACCAUUCCUCUUAUUCGUACUAUCGAUUGGUUCUCGCGAUUCGUUCGAUACGAACCAAGUAACCCUUUAUCGUUCGUCCCACAUCGUUCGAUUAACCUUACAUUCGAAUCGGGAUUAUAGUAAUCUAAAGGAAAAUAUAAAUCGUACUUUAAUCGUAUUUCGUAAGAUUCUAGAGAAUGUCGACGCUUCGAGCCAGACCGUCGCUGCUUGCCAAGCAUUUGAAUCACCGACACAUUCGCACGGUACGCAUUAAAAAAUUACUAUUCUAUUUCGUAGGUCCGAAACGCAGAUUGCAAACAAUUUAAUCCGGAGUAAUUAACUAUUUCGUUACUAAAGAUGACUAUAUUCACCUGUUGUUAAGCGGUCACUAUACACUAAAGGUGGCUAUAGUCACUCGUCAACAUUAUGUCUCAGUUGUAGUAGAAUCUUCACUUUUAAACUUCAAUUUCUCAAAUUCGUAUUCGUUCGAAAUUACUUCAAUUAGGAGGCGAGAAAGCGUUAAACAGCAUAGAAAAACUCGUCAGGCCGAAGUCGUCGGUCGUUCCGUACAUCCCCGAGUUCCGUCAAGUUCCGCCCUUCUCGUUCUCCAAACGAUUGUUCGUUGGGGGUUCAGCAGCAACUUGUCUCCGGCUUUCGUCACUUUAGAAUCUCUAUAUGUUUUCGAUCAAGUUUUCUUCUCUCCUCUCUAUUUACCCGAGGAGGGGGUAAACGCGAGAGCGAGCAGGAUCGUCGUACAAUUGUGAUGUAAUAAGAUAGUAAUUGCCAUUUACUGUCGCGACCACGAGCCGCCGUACGUUAAGGGCUCGCUUGUGUGUGCGCGCGCGUGCGAAAGUUAUUAUUAUUAAAAAUAGCAUUCCGACCAAAGGAAAAGGGUGAUGACAACGUUGAAACGUGAACGCGAAAACGCCCGUGGAUCCGCGAAGAGAGAAAGAACGCGAACUUUUCCUGUUUCCCUGCAGCGCGGUGAAAUCCGUCGCCCGACAAUGCAAUGGCGGUCCCCGCGUGGCCGUGCCGCGGCUUAUUCUGAUCUCCUUUUUCACGUUCUCGUCUCCGCGCGACAAGUAUACAAGCGAUUCGAAGGGUAGACGGAGAAAAUAUACACGCGAAAAGAAAAGAAACUAAAAUAGAGCACCGACGCAAAACAAGAACAAAUUUCGCCCUGUGUACAUUGUCCUCUGUAGUGCGUUGAAUAGGAAAACAAGAGAAAUAACGAGCAGCCGAGAAGAGUUGAAAACGGUGUGUAACGUUUAGAACGAACGAUAGAAGCUACAAAAAGCGGAACAGUAAAUUAACCACGCGACGUUUAAGAUAUAUAAAAGAAAACGAAAACCGCGACCACUGAAAAAAUGCAUUGUACAUAGCCGCUUGUUGUUCGUGGGGC
This is a messenger RNA of Nomia melanderi (Alkali bee), 6858 nucleotides long. RefSeq lists its product as uncharacterized. The record is from RefSeq and is a predicted model, not a curated record. Lineage: Eukaryota; Metazoa; Arthropoda; Insecta; Hymenoptera; Halictidae.